CAGUUGCAAGACAAACUGUCCAACCAAAGUACAACUAGUCAUUUCUUUUUUCUCCGCUCCCACUUGCCUUCCUUCCACUCUCAAGUUCUCUCUCCCAUCGUCACUCCCAGUCUCCCGCUACAUACCCUAGCUGUCUCUCUCUCUCUCUCUCAAUCAUCGACGAAAUAAGAAGUAAAAGGCAAAUCUUUCGCUCCCCUUCCUUUCUUAAUACCAUGAAAAUUAAUUCAGGCAAGUGAUUCCUUUUUCUUCACCGGGUUUACCACUGCUUCUUGCUUUAAAUGUAUAUAUGCUACGUACUUUCUGCAGCAGAAGACCUGCAAUAAAGAUCCCAACUUGCAGCGUUCUCCGUCCGGUUAUCUUCCAAAUCCAUCCGUCAAACACCUUCGCUCUCUCUCUCUCUCUCUGUCUCUCCAGACGAUGUCGCUGCAGCAGCAGCCGCUGUUCCCAGCGCCGCCGUCAUCAAUGGUUUAUCAGCCAUCCUACGCCUCGCACAAUGGCCGUGGGUCCAUCGGUCCUGUCAUCGCCGUUCUUGCUGUUAUCGCCAUUCUUGGAAUUUUCACCGGCGUCGUUGGCCGACUAUGCUCCGGCCGGAGGAUCGUCGGGCUUGGGCAGUACGACGUCGAAGGGUGGAUCGAGAGGAAGUGCGCCUCUUGUAUCGACGGCCAUAUCGACCACCCGCAGCCUGCGGAUGCUGAUCGGCGGAGCUCUGGCGACGGCGGAGGUGGAGGUCUGGGCUCUGGGGCUGCGCCAGAAGUGAGACAUUCGCCACAGGACCCGCCUGAGACGGCGCAGCACUGAAGCUCCAUUUUUAUAUUGUGAACAAACGGAAAUUCUGCAGAUUUUCCUGUAUUUUUGCUUGAUCUCUUUUUUGUACCGCUUUCACCAUAUGAUCCACUAUUAAUUUUCCUUCCUAAUGAAAGGUUAAAUCCAUUUAAUUUUCCUAAUGAAAGGUGGAGCGUUUGUAUGGACGGAUCGCCUGUUAUGUGAUUUGAUCUACUUUAUUACUGUAGAAAAUAAUAAAAACAUUCCAAAGACAGGCAGAGA
This is a messenger RNA of Dendrobium catenatum, 1044 nucleotides long. RefSeq lists its product as uncharacterized. NCBI's taxonomy places the organism in Eukaryota, Viridiplantae, Streptophyta, Magnoliopsida, Asparagales, Orchidaceae. The transcript has a single exon. Bases 418 to 798 code for a protein of 126 amino acids. The record is from RefSeq and is a predicted model, not a curated record.